CGAAAGUGUCUUGCGGGAGGAAGGCACCAUAAGAGUCUAUAGCAGCUGCAUCUCUGCUCUGCGUCCCACGCCGGCAAGUGGUUCGCGCAUUGAUCGCGCCGGAAAGGCCCUCUACGUGAAAGGCGAGAUGCUGCUCGCGUAUGAGGUGAGUAAUACUGCAUUAUUUUGAGGUACAGCUCCCUGGGCAUGCAUUGAAAUUUCGCACCGAUGCCAGAUGGAUUGCCAUCCGUUGACACCGGGCCAGGGGUAUCCGGCUCCAACGGUCGUGUGUGGAUAUACUGGGACGCGUUGGGCGAAGUGGGUCGCCCAAAUUACAGUAAGAGAGCGCCAGUCGGAGAAUAUCUACCAGCAGAAGGAUACCAAGGUCCUUUCGGCCAAGGUGUGUCUGAUAACUGCUCUCAUCAAGCCAGACUGUAGGUAGAGACCCGUGAGGUGGCAUCGUCCGUGGCAUUCGUUGAAGUGGUCCCGCAAUAUACUCUGCACGCAGAAGAGGGUGCAGUCCGUGAAUCCUUUGGAAAAGUCAGCAAGGUAGAUGUGGGCAUCGAUCAUCAUGAGGCAAGACUUGACAACUGGCCAGCAUCGAAUAUCAAGAGGGUCACUGGAUCUAGACGCUGUAGGAGGCAACGAUUCCUGUCUCCGACGCGUUGAAAGGCCAUCUAGACAAAUUUUGAC
Messenger RNA from Laetiporus sulphureus 93-53, 672 nucleotides. RefSeq lists its product as uncharacterized. NCBI's taxonomy places the organism in Eukaryota, Fungi, Basidiomycota, Agaricomycetes, Polyporales, Laetiporaceae. The annotation marks the transcript as partial. The record is from RefSeq and is a predicted model, not a curated record. The transcript has 3 exons.